AUGAGCGAAAAAGAGGAUCGAAACGGUGAACAAGGUUGGUUUUUGGGUGGAAAAUUAGAUUUUUCAUGGUUUUUUCCUAGUCCGCGGCCUAGAAAACCAAAAAUUCAAUUUUUCUCUUCCAGAACCAUCAUCUUCCGCUUCCUCCUCUUCAAAUCCUAACAAAAAUCGGCGACUUUUUGAUUCCAACGAAUUUUCGGAUGAAUCCGAUGUUUCUAUUGACAAUGAUGGUUGGUUUUGGCUGAAAAUCAAUAAUUUCAGCCAAAAAUCAUCUUCUAAUUUUCAGAUCGAACUGGCGCUGAAACUGAUGGUUCGACUUCUAGCCGCGGAUGUUUGAAGGGCGACAAAAAAUCGUCAGGAGUUGGCGCAAGUUCCAGUGGAUCUAGUCGACCUGUUAGAGCUCCACAACAGGUAGAAAAUCUGGAAAUUUUUGGCUGAAAAUCGUCUGAAAAUCGAAAUUCUUGCAGGUUUCUUGGUCUUUCGCUGCAAAAGCUUCAACUCCACACAGCCAACCACCUCCAGGCAAAAAAAGUGGGUUUUUAAUGGGGGGAAUACGGAAAUAUCAACGGAUUUCGCCUACUUGGACGAAAAUUGUGUGAUUUUUGGGUCUGGGGACGAAAAACCUAGCGGUUCUUACCUACCAGGACGAAAAAAACGUGAUUUUUUGUUUUACGACGUGAAUAUUCACGGAUUUCGCCUUCUUGUAUGAAAAUAGCACCGUUUUUCGACUAGGGACAGAAAAACUAGCGGUUUUUACCUAACAGGACGAAAAAAAUGUGAUUUUUUGUACUACGACGUAAAUAUUGACGCUUUUCACCUACGAGGACGAAAAAAACGUGAAUUUUUGUAUUAUGACGUAAAUAUUGACGGAUUUCACCUACUUGGACGAAACUUGUGUGAUUUUUGGGCCUGGGGACGAAAAAAACGUGAUUUUUAGUUUUACGACGUAAAUAUUGACGGAUUUCACCUACCGUGAUGGAAAUUGCAUGAUUUUUGGGUCUGGGGACGGAAAAACUAGCGGUUUUUACCUACCAGGACGAAAAAAAUGUGAUUUUUUGUACUACGACGUAAAUAUUGACGGAUUUCACCUAAUGUGAUGAAAAUUGCAUGAUUUUUGGGUCUGGGGACGGAAAAAUCAGCGGAUUUUACCUACCAGGAUUUAAAAAACGUGGUUUUUUGUCUAGGGACGGAAAAACUAGCGGUUUUUACCUACCAGGACGAAAAUCACACUAUUCUCCCCCCUACUGACGUCAAAAAUCACGUCAUAUUUUGCCUACCCGUUCCUCCUCCCCUUUCCACCCUUUUUUUCAAAAAAAAAAAAUCAAAAAACCCAUUUUGAUCCCCUUGGGAAUUUUUGAAACAUUUCAUUUUUCCUCCAAACGAACACUGAAAAAAAUUAUUAUCGAUUUUUUUCAUCACAAUGCGAACAGCCGCGCCUUUUUUCCGUCCCGUUUCUGAUUUUUUUUCAUUUUUUUUCAAUGUGGUAGGGGAAUUUGGGUGUGAUUUUUGACAAAAAUUGGUUCAGUAGGUGAAAAAUAGCGAUUUUUCCAUCUAGAAUCGUCCGGUAGGCAAAAAAUGGUGUGAUUUUCGUCAUCCUGUGAACUUAACGUUAAAAAAUCGUCCGGUAGGCAAAAUAUGGUGUUUUUUUCCAAUUUUCCCACAAAUUAUCCUUAAGUAGGCAAAAUAUGGUGAGAUUUUAGUCAGAAAAUUCCAAAAAAUAAUUGAAUUCUCUCAUUUUUCUCUUCCAAAUCCCUCGUUUUUUCCCAUUUUUUUGCUCCAAACUGGACACGUUCCUUUUUUUUCUUUGGUUGGCUUUCUGAGUUUCUCUAACUAAUCUCUCUCUCCAUUUUUUCGCCUUUUUUUUGUUAUGGGAAAAUUUUGGGACGGACGCCAUGCAAAAACAUGUGAUUCUCUUAUAUUUGCUUAACACACUUGACUGAAUUCACUGAUUGUUUGAUUUGAUUUAUGUACACGGGAUUUUGAGGGGGAGCCAGGGGAAAAUGAAUGGAAAUUCGAGAUUUCCAGAUGAAAAUCACCCGUUCCAAGUCCUUUUCUGAAAUAUCUGAUAAAAAUCUGAAAACUGGAAUUUUCAGCACAACUUAUGGGACGAUUCAGUAACUAUAAACUAGUUUCUGAAUCGUCCCAUAAUUUGUGCUGAAAUUUCGGCAUUUUUCAAAUUUUUAUUGGAAUUUCAGCGGAGAUGCGGAAGCUAUGCCCAAAAUGCGAGCGGAGCGAGUGUAAACCGCUAGAUUCCGCGAAGCGGCACUAUCUUCCGCUUUAGCGGCCACGUGGUUUACUAUGAUAUGGUAAACGUCAUUUUAAUCCGCGUGGCCGCUGCGCGGAAGCUUGCGGUCUACACUCGCUCCGCUCGGAAACCUUUUCCAAGUCCAUUUCUGAAAUAUCUGAUAAAAAUCUGAAAACUAGAAUUUUCAGCACAAAUAAUGGGACGAUUCAGUAACUAUGAAUUAGUUCCUCAAUCGUCCCAUAAUUUGUGCUGAAAUUCCAGCAUUUCUCAGAUUUUUAUUGGAAUUUCAGCGAAGAUGCGGAAGCUAUGCCCAAAUUUUGAUCGAGCGACGCAAGUCGCGAGUGUAAACCGGAAAAUUCCGCGAAGCGGCACUAUCUUCAGCUUUAGCGGCCACGUGGUUUACUAUGGUAUAGUUUCCACGUCAGCAAAUCCUGUGACCGCUGCGCGGAAGCUUGCGGUUUACACUCGCUCCGCUCGAAAAUCCCUUCCAUGUCCUAUUCUGAAAUAUCUAAUAAAAAUCUGAAAACUGGAAUUUUCAGCACAAAUUAUGGGACUAUUCAGUAACUAUGAAUUAGUUCCUCAAUCGUCCCAUAAUUUGUGCUGAAAUUUCAGCAUUUUUCAGAUUUUUAUUGGAAUUUCAGCGGAGAUGCGGAAGCUAUGCCCAAAUUUUCCGGAAUUUUCAUGAAAAUCUUGGCCACUUUUCAGCCUAACGUUCAAAAUUAGCCUAAAUAACCCUUUUUUUUCCAGCCGCAACUCGAAAAUCAUCAUUAGCUUCACGUGGAACCGGUUCAGCUUCAUCAUCUGGUCACACUUCACCUUCUCCUUCUGAAUCACCGGCUCGCGGAGCAGCAGCGGAGAAUCAAGGAGAAGCUGGAGCUGAAAGAGCAUCAUUGGCCACGCCGCCACUUCCACCAGCUUUGAAACAACAGCAAAAGGUGAGUGGGAAAUGGAUUUUGAGCAAAAUUGAUGAAAAAGUGCAAAUGCGCUCUAUUGAACACUCCCCGUUUUUCCUAAAAAUUCAAAUUUUCAUUUUUUUUUUGUUCUGAUGAAUUUUGACCCAAAACAUCCUGAAAAUCGUUUAUUUUGCCUAAAAAUAGUUGAAAUAAUAAAGAUUGAGAUGAAAUUAAUGAAAAUUGACCCAAAAUCGUGAUUUUUAGCUCAAAAUAGCAAAUGCGCUCCAUUGAACUCUCCCCGUUUUUCCUAAAAAUUCAAAUUUUCAUUUUUUUUUCGCAGGAACAAAUUUAUCGUGGACAACGAUCAAUGUCAUUGGGAGGACCAGCUCAUGAAAGGCUUAUGUCACAAUUGAGUGAGUUUUCCGCAAGCUUCCGCGAAGCGGCACUGUCUUCCGCGUUAGCGGCCACGCGUAAGAGCCUAAAAUGGUAGCUGAAGCGGAAUCUUUGCGGAAGAUUGAAAUUUCAAAACUUUUUUUUCCGCAGGUUGCCGCCCGGGCAAAACUGUCGAUUUCACGCCGGACGAAAAUGACAAAAUCUGCCUGUUAGUUGACGGAACCCGUUUUUUGGUCUCACAACGACUUUUGAUGGGAAAACCCGAUACAAUGUUAGGCAGAAUGUUCACAAUUCGAGCGAGUUGCGGUGAUUUUGGCGCGGAUUUCGUGCAACCAAAUGAUCGCGAUGAAUUUGAAGUUGCUGAUGGAUUGUCGGGACAAUGUUUCAGAGCGGUUUUAGAUUAUUAUACGACUGGAACUAUGAUUUGCCCGAAUAGUAUGUCGGUUAGCGAAUUGAGAGAAGCUUGUGAUUAUUUGAUGGUGCCUUUCAAUGCGGGAACUGUGAAGUUAGUAAAGGGAUGAAAAUAGGGAGUGUAAACCGCAAGUUUCCGCGACCAUGCAGGUUACUAUGAUAUGGCAAACGUCAUAGUAAUCGACGUGGCCGCGGAAGAUUGCGGUUUACACUCGCUUCGCUCGGAAAAAAAACAAGCUUCCGCGCAACGGCCACAUGCAGGCAUUCCGCGUGGCCGCUCCGCGGAAGAUAGUGCCGCUUCGCGGAAUUUUCCGGUCUACACUCGCUUCGCUCGAAUCUCCAAGUCCUAUUCUGAAAUAUCUGAUAAAAAUCUGAAAACUGGAAUUUUCAGCACAAAUUAUGGGACGAUUCAGUAACUAAUUUGUGCUGAAAUUCCAGCAUUUUUCAUAUUUUUAUUGGAAUUUCAGCGGAGAUGCGGAAGCUAUGCCCAAAUUUCGAGCGCGUGAAGCGAGAGUGUAAACCGGAAAAUUCCGCGAAGCGGCACUAUCUUCCGCUUUAGCGGUCUCGUGGAUUCACUAUGACGUGGAAACUGUACCAUGCUAAAUCCACGUGGCCGCUAAAGCGGAAGAUAGUGCCGCUGACGCGGAAUUUUCCGGUCUACACUCGCUCCGCUCGAACCUCCAAGUUCUAUUCUGAAAUAUCCAAUAAAAAUCUGAAAAACUGGAAUUUUCAGCACAAAUUAUGGGAUGAUUCAGUAACUAUAAAUUAGUUUCUGAAUCGUCCCUUAAUUUGUGCUGAAAAUUCCAGCAUUUUCAGAUUUUUAUUGGAAUUUCAGCAGAGAUGCGGAAGCUAUGCCCAAAUAUUGAGUUUUUCGAGCGAAGCGAGUGUAAACCGCAAGCUUCCGCGAAGCGGCACUAUCUUCCGCUUUAGCGGCCUCGUGGAUUUGCUAUGACGUGGAAACUGUAGUGAUUGCUACCGAGUGGUUUAUCAUUGAAUAUCAUUACAGUUUCCACGUCAUGGAAAAUCUACGUAGCCGCUAAAGCGGAAGAUAGUGCCGCUGACGCGGAAUCUAGCGGUCUACACUCGCUCCGCUCGAAAAAUCCCUGCCAUGUCUAUUUCUGAAAUAUCGAAUAAAAAUCUGAAACUGGAAAUUUCAGCACAAAUUAUGGGAGGUUUCAGUAACUAGUUUAUAGUUCCUGAAUCGUCCCAUAAUUUGUGCUGAAAUUCCAGCAUUUUUCAGAUUUUUAUUGGAAUUUCAGCGGAGAUGCGGAAGCUAUGCCCAAAUUUUCUAGAAUUUUUCUUCAAAAACUUGUUCCAGGUGUCAAGAUUUGCACGCGCUUCUCCACGAAUUGUCAAAUGAAGGAGCCCGUGAACAAUUCUCGCAUUUUUUGGAAGAAAUCAUAUUUCCCCAAUUGGUUGCCUCAACAGAACACGGUGAACGAGAAUGUCAUUUGGUUGUAUUAUUAGAUGAUGAUUUAGUCGAUUGGGAUGAUGAAUAUCCGCCACAAAUGGGUGAAGAAACCACUCAUGUUGUAUAUUCGACACAUUUGUAUAAGUUCUUUAAAUAUGCGGAGAAUCGGGAUUGUGCGAAGCAGGUUAGGAGGGAAGAUGAGCCAAAAUUUGGGAUUUUUUGAUGAAUUUUGAGCUGAGAUACGAAAUUUUGCGUAAAAUGACUCUAAAUUCAUGAUUUUCGGACCAAAAUGAACUAAAAUACGGUGUUUUUAGUCAAGAUUCGACCUGGAGAACUUAUUUAAUAUAAAAAAUUAGGUAGAACCCAGAUUUUGGGUUCUACCUAAUGCUCAAAAUGAUCCCCUUCAUGGGAAAAAAUGGAUUUUUUAAAUGAAAAUUAAAAGAUUUGGUUGAAAAUACUCUAUUUUUACAUAAAAUUAGCUGAAAAUCCUCAAUUUUAACUGAAAUUUUGAGAUUUUCAGUCUGAAUCUGGGAACUUUGACAUUUUUUAAAUAAAAAAUUCCAAAAAUUCGAGCGACUCAAGUCGCGAGUGUAAACCGGAAGCUUCCGCGUCAGCGGCACUAUCUUCCGCUUUAGCGGCCACGUGGUUUAGUAUGAUAUGGCAAACGUCAUAUUAAUCCGCGUGGCCGCUUACGCGGAAGCUUGCGGUCUACACUCGCUCCGCUCGAAAACCCCUUCCAAGUCCUAUUCUGAAAUAUCUGAUAAAAAGCUGAAAACUGGAAUUUUCAGCACAAAUUAUGGGACGAUUCAGUAACUAUAAACUAGUUUCUGAAUCGUCCCAUAAUUUGUGCUGAAAAUUCCAGCAUUUUUCAGAUUUUUAUUGGAAUUUCAGCGGAGAUGCGGAAGCUAUGCCCAAAUUUUCUAGAAUUUUAACCCAAAAACUUAUAAAUUUUCAGCCUAUGCUUAUAUUUUCAGGUUUUGAAAGAGCGUGGUUUGAAAAAAAUCCGACUUGGAAUGGAAGGAUAUCCAACGCAUAAAGAAAAAGUGAAAAAACGAUUCAAUAAAGCCGAAGUUAUCUAUAAUUAUGUCCAACGGCCAUUUGUGCAUUGCUCAUGGGAAAAAGAAGAAGCGAGAAGUCGACAUGUUGAUUUUGCGUGUCCAAUUGUGAAGGUGAGAGAAAAUGUGUUGAAAAUUUGCGAGAUUUUGAGCUAAAAUUGAUGAAAAAUAGCAAAUGCGCUCCAUUGAACUCUGUCCGUUUUUAGGGAAAAUUCAAAUUUUCUUUUUUUUUUCUCUGCGGGAUUCUGAGCUGAGAACUUUGAUUUUUGCUAGUUUCCAGAAAUUUCGGUUUAUUAUCUGAAAAUUAUAAAAUUUAUUCUUGAAAUUAUAGAAAUUUGACUAAAAUUAUGGUUUUUGAGCUGAAAACCAUGAAAAACAAGCAUUUUCAAGCCAAAAAUAGCAAAUGCGCCCCAUUGAACUCUACCCGUUUUUCUGAAAAAUUCAAAUUUUUAUUUUUUUUGCAGUCGAAAUCGAAUCCUUCGCUGGCAGCAGCUGCUUCUGAUCCUCUUCCCCAACCAGCUCCACUUCAACAACAACAUCGAGUUGCUGUAUUCGGAGAAGCUGCUCCAUUACAACAACAACAUAAUCCAAUGUUUCUACAUCAACAACAACCAUUUAUGGGAAUUGGAAUUGGAGUGGGAGCGGGAGCGGGAAAUUUGAAUUCACCACAGGUAAGGGGGGAUUUUUAGCUAAAAAUCAUGAAAAAUGAUGAAUUUUAUGCUAGAAAUGAUGAAAAUUCAAAUUUUGAGAAGAAAAUGAGCUAAAAAUCAUGAAAAAUGAUGAAUUCCGAGCAAAAAUUGAUCAAAAACAGCAAAUGCGCUCUAUUGAACUAUCCCCAUUUUUAUGAAAUAUUCAAAUUUUCAUUUUUUUUAAAUUUGAACGUAAAUUGAAGCUUUUGGCGCCAAAAAAUCCACGUGACAGAGAAAUUUUUGGUUUUCUAUUGAUUUUUACGAAAUUCUAGAAUUUCAGCCAUUUUCAGCAUCCAAAAAUCAAUAUUUCCAGAACAAUAUUCCACUUCAUUCACCUCCUGUCAAUUUUAAUCGAUCUUCUCCGUCGAAUUCUGCUUCAAAUUCUUCGCAAUUUCAAUCGGGUCAACAGCAACAAGCCGAAGAUGAAUAA
Caenorhabditis angaria is the source of this 7524-nucleotide messenger RNA. The record is from the annotation of a GenBank genome assembly. Lineage: Eukaryota; Metazoa; Nematoda; Chromadorea; Rhabditida; Rhabditidae.